Nematolebias whitei (Rio pearlfish) is the source of this 3303-nucleotide messenger RNA. Its product is annotated as VPS10 domain-containing receptor SorCS1-like. The record is from RefSeq and is a predicted model, not a curated record. NCBI's taxonomy places the organism in Eukaryota, Metazoa, Chordata, Actinopteri, Cyprinodontiformes, Rivulidae. Gene Ontology annotation, cellular component: membrane; Golgi apparatus. Gene Ontology annotation, molecular function: protein binding. The transcript is spliced from 24 exons. Gene Ontology annotation, biological process: post-Golgi vesicle-mediated transport. The coding region runs from base 1 to 3249 and encodes 1082 amino acids.
AUGGAGACGCGCGUCGGGCUUUGCCAUUUUCUCGUUUCCUCUGAGUGGAUUUGCCUCUUCAUUCUAACUUCCAGCCUGAGCGGAACCGACGCGGAGGUAACGUGCAUCCCCUCGUGCCAGCUGCCGCUUAUUGAGGCAUCAUCCCGGGAAGCGCCGCUGUUGGAUUUGGCCGACUUUAGCGCAGCAGCUGCGGAGGAACUGGUCGGGUUUGGUGCGGAGCUACCCAGCUGGGAGGAAAAGCUCGGCGCUGCGGAACAGAGGGAAGAAAGUUCCUUCAAAGUCCAGCCGCGGCUGGAAAAUAAGACCAGAGGUCCGCAGGAGAUUAGAAAACUUUCCCAUCUGGAUCAAAGUGCGCCUGAUCCCGCUCCCAGCAACGUGACAGACAGUCGCACCGGGGAUGGAAGAAAUAACUCAUUCUCCUUUCAGAGCGGGAACGCGCCGAGUUGGAGACGAACGCGGAGCGCAGAGACCUGGUCCGGAUUUGGAACCGAGGGCGUUGGCGAGGAUCCGGACCGGGAGGAGCUUCGUCUCACGAGUUCCACUUUUGCCCUCGCCGGGGAUACGGCUCACAACCAGGCCAUGGUGCACUGGUCGGGACAAAACAGCAGCGUGAUUCUCAUGUUGACAAAAUUCUAUGACUUCAACUCCGGCAGAGUCACAGAGAGUUCUUUGUGGAGGUCAACUGAUUACGGGACCACAUAUGAAAAACUUAAUGAGAAAGUCGGGACCAAAAGCAUUCUAAGCUACUUGUAUGUGAGUCCAAACAACAAAAGGAAGAUCAUGUUACUAACUGACCCAGAGGUGGAGAGCAGCCUGCUCAUUAGCCUUGACGAGGGGGCGUCCUAUCAGAAACACAGCUUAGCCUUUGAUAUCCUCAGCCUGCUUUUUCACCCCGAGCAAGAGGACUGGAUCCUGGCUUACAGCCAUGACCAAAAGCUGUAUGUCUCAGUUGAGUUUGGGAGGAGAUGGCAGCUUGUACAAGACAACGUUGUUCCCAACAGAUUCUACUGGUCAAGACUGGGUUUGGACAAAGAGCAAGGCAUGAUUCAUCUGGAAAUCAGCGUCUCAGAUAAACGGUCACAGUACAUAACUUGCAAACUUCAGAACUGCUCUGACGGAAACAAGGGCAAGCCUUUCCCUGGAUUUAUAAUCCCUAAUUCCCUCGUGGUACAGGAUGAAUACGUUUUCAUCCAGGUGUCUAUUGGAGGACAGAUUGUUCAUUAUGUUUCUUAUAAAAGGAACGCUUUCUAUCCGAUGAAACUUCCCAAAUACACGGUGCCUAAGGUUGGAUGGGAUUUAGAGGAGAAAGAUAAAUUUAGGAAGGAUUUGGAUGAAGUGAUAGAGAGUAUUCACAGGAAGGACAGAGUGGUGAUCACAGUAGACAUGAAUGAACAGAUUUUUCAGGAAGAGUACAGUGUGUUUUUCCUGAAUCAAGGCGGAUCUCUGGUGGCCAUCCGACACACACCUCUUCCAAUUAGACACAUUUGGCUGAGUUUUGAUGAGGGCAGAAACUGGGACAAAUAUAGCUUCACCUCCUUUCCGCUCUAUGUUGAUGGGGUGCUGGGGGAGCCUGGAGAGGACAUCCUCAUCAUGACAAUAUUUGGUCAUUUCAGUCAUCGAUCUGAGUGGCAACUUGUCAAGAUCGACUUUUGGCCCAUUUUUGAACGACGGUGCACAUCUGAAGACUAUUUCACGUGGCAGUUGCACAACGAGGGGGAAGUAUGCAUCAUGGGAAUGAAGAGAAUCUUCCAAAAACUAAGAGCAAACGCUCGUUGUGUCAAGGCCCGAGAUCAGUAUAUUUCUCAGAUGUCAGACUCCUGCUCGUGCACAGAAGCAGAUUUUGAGUGUGACUACGGCUUUGAGAGGCAGAUUGAUGGGAGCUGCACGCCGGCAUUUUGGUUCACUCCAUCAGCGACAUCUCGGGACUGCAUGACAGGAGACAGCUUCCUCAACACAACAGGAUACCGCAAGGCUUUGUCUAACAACUGCACUGAGGGAAGUGUGCUGAGGUACGGCCCCAGGCAACACAAGUGUCCCAGUCAGGCUCCCAGGGGCCUCCAGCUCUUCACCAGCGAGGGAACACUUGUAGCAACGCUGGAGAGGAAUGUCACCUUCUUGGUCUUUCUGGAAGAGGGUCUUGGCUCCAUGACAAGUAUAACGGUGGACUUCGGAGACGGAACCGCCAUCUCUUACGUGAACAUAAGCUCCAUCGAAGACGGGGUCAAGCACGUUUACAGCAAAGUUGGAAUCUACCAAGUUUCAGCUACAGCGAGCAACAGUCUCGGCCUCGACAGGGUCGUUCUCUACCUUCACGUUUCCUGUCAACUUGAGCAAGUGCAGCUCGCGGCUCCUUCGGUGGUCGUCAAGAACAAGGCUGUGAAUUUCACAACAGCACUGCGACCAAGUAAUGUGGGAACAGUCACUUAUUUCUGGUGGUUUGAUAACAAAACAGAGGCUGUUGUGAACCUGGAUGGAGCAAAUUCCUUCACUUUCUCCAAGGAGGGAAGUCACACUGUUACUGUUCAGGCUUCAGCUGGUAAUACUGUCCAACAGGACCAAAUCACUGUAGCAGUUUAUGAUUAUUUCCGCUCGCAUGCUUUGGCCUUUUCGUCUAAUCUGGACGAGCUGAACCCCGGGGUGUCUGAGUGGAGAGAAGACAUCAGUCGAGUUGUAAAGAGCUGCAUUGUUCAGGUCACAGGAAUCGAUGAGGAUCAGCUCCUGGUCACGGUGCUUCCAGGUUUACCAACCACAGCGGAGGUUUUUAUAGUCCCGGAGAGGAGGUCAAGAGUCAGAGCCAUGGACGAGCAAGAGACCCACCUGGAUCAGCUUUCUCAGGUGUUGCUAAGCGCCCUGAACCAAGAUCUGGUCCAGUUCCCCAUCAGACCAGGGUUGCAGGUGAACGUGUUCGCCACACGGUUGUCUCCAGCUCCUCUCAUGGACAGCAGUGACAGUGGCUACAGCAGCACUGCGGUCAUCAUGCUCGUGUCAGCUGCACUGAUGGGCUUGGUCGUCUUUGUAAUAUAUAAAUUUAAAAGGAAGAUCCCAGGCAUGAACACGUACACGACGGAGCAGCCAGAUAAAGAACAAGAGGUCAUCCCUACGGUGACCUCCAUAGCCAUCCCAAACCCUGAGGGGGACGGCGUGACCUCCCUGGAUCAUGUAGAUACGCAGCUGAACUCAAAGAGCAGAGACUACCUGCCAUCUCACACAGACAUCAACCUCUCUGAUGAAGCGCCCCAUGUGUUUUAAUGUUGGAAGUCUAUGACCGACUCGAAAGCAAUACAUCUUCUUUGGCAGUUACUU